Messenger RNA from Rosa chinensis, 1656 nucleotides. RefSeq lists its product as uncharacterized. The coding region runs from base 1 to 1656 and encodes 551 amino acids. The transcript is spliced from 4 exons. NCBI's taxonomy places the organism in Eukaryota, Viridiplantae, Streptophyta, Magnoliopsida, Rosales, Rosaceae. The record is from RefSeq and is a predicted model, not a curated record.
AUGGCUGGAGACGAUAUCUUUUCUGAAACUCCCAAUGGUGGCAGCGGCACCUCCUCUGAUGAAUCUGCAAAUCCGCUAUUCCUUCAUCAUUCAGACCAUCCCGAUCUCAUCCUUGUCUCCAAGAAAUUGACAGGAGACAAUUACAACUCAUGGUGUCGCGCCAUGAGGAUCUUUUUGAGUGCAAAGAAUAAGACCAGAUUCAUCACUGGUGCAAUCAAAGAACCAUCUGCAAUCAAGAAACCAGAGGAGCAUGCUCUAUGGCAGCGAUGCAACGACAUGGUCUUGUCCUGGAUUCUCAAUUCUCUUGAACCAGACCUUGCUGAUUCGGUCCUCUCCUGCACAACACCUCGUGCAAUUUGGGAAGACCUCAGGGAACGCUUCGCCUUGGGAAACGCCCCACUUAUCUUCCAGGCCUAUGCUUCAGUAACUCAGGAAGAGAAGCAGCUAGAACUUGGUGUUGCUGCCCUUGCUCCAUCUAAUGCAGUAGUAAUGGCCAUUCGUAACAAUCCCAGGCCAGGAUUGAUACCUCGUUACAAUCCUGGCAAUCAAGGCAGCAGUUCUCGCAAUCGCACUCCAGUUCAAUGCACCUAUUGUAACAAAUUUUAUCAUACUGAGGAGACUUGUCAUAGGAAACAUGGCUUUCCACCUGGUCAUCGGCUCUAUAAACGCAAUCCACAACAAGGAAAUCGACCUCCACCACACAAUGAUGCCUCUGCUAAUCAUGUUGAUUGCACACCUUCAUUUAAGGAGCUGCAAGUGACACUUCCCAACCUGACUGAAGAUCAAUACACUCAGGUUAUUGCUGCAUUGAAUCCGAAGCCACCAACUCCUCAGGCUAAUGCUGCUUCUGCUAUAGAGUUUGCUUUAGGUUUGUCUAUGGUGGAUCCUAAUCGAUGGAUAAUCAAUAGUGGAGCAACUCACCACAUUAUUAAUGCACCACAUCUUUUUACUAGCCACAUGAAUGCAUCUUUUCCUUCUGUAUCUUUGCCUAGUGGAGCCAAGGCAAACAUCACUAUUAAUAAUGCAGUUUUGCGGGAUGAUUUGGCUACGAGGAUGAUGAUUGGUGUGGGUAAGCGAAGUGGAAAUUUAUAUUAUCUUGUGGCGUUGUCUUCCUCCAUUCCUACCACACAUCUCUUUGUCGGUCACAUCACCAUACCAUCUGAUCUCUGGCAUCGCCGCUUGGGACACCCCUCUCCUGCUCGUUUACAAUUUCUAGCCAAGAAUUCUCUUUCUUUUGAUUUUGAUUCUAGUCAUAAAUGUACGAAAGCAUAUAAGUUAUAUAAUCUUGAAACCAAAAAGAUUUUUGCAAAUCGUGAUGUUAUUUUUUUGGAGGAUACUUUCCAUUUUCAAUCCUCUUCUCAAGGGAUUUCGUCAUCUUCUCCUCCUUCCUUCUCGCUUCCUGUUCCUAUCCUUGAUAGCACCAUCUCACACCGCCCACCUCCACCACCUCCAUCUCUAGAACCUGCGUCGCCCAGGAUUGAUACCUCGUUGCAAUCCCAGCCCAGGAUUGAUACCUCGUCGCAAUCCCCGCCCAGGAUUGAUACCUCAUCGCAAUCCCAGCCCAGGAUUGAUACCUCAUUACAAUCCUCCAGCUCCCCUCCUUCCUCUCAUCUUUUGUUCGACACGGAUACUGCUGUCCUCCACCCUAUUGACUAA